AUGCUUAUCUGUGCUCGAUCCAAUUGUCGAAAACCAGUUUAUAUAGAAUCGGAUGGAUAUACACAUCCAUAUUGUGGUAAAACUUGUGCAUCAGUAGCCAUAUCUGUAGCAAUCAAUACUAUAGGAAAAUGUUCCUAUAGUUUUUGUCGUCGGCCAAGAUAUAUGGAUGCUGAUGGAAAAAUUUUUGAUUAUUGUGGAAGAACUUGUGCGAAUAGAUUAGAAAAAGGAGACGAAAACCAAUGUCAACAAUUUAUUGAUCUCAUCGAACCUACAAAAUAUUAUUCAUUUUGUAAUCGCGAAUGUUAUUGGACGGAAAUUAAUGAAUUAACCACAACCAAAAUCACGUUAAUUUCUAAAAUGGAUUUAGAUUAUAUUCAAAUUUCUGAUAAUUUUCUGAAAGUAUUACCUAAUAUUAAAAUUCAAGGAAUUUUAAGAUUACAAAUGCCUAAAAAAAUUGGGGAAGCUCAUUUAAAUUUACGUAAAAAGGAGAAAAUUGUUUAUCAAAUGUAUCACGGAACUUCUGCAAAUUGUGAUCUUAAAAGAUUAAUUAAAUAUCAAAGACCUCAAUGUAAUCUUCCUAUUAGUACUACUGUUGCUACUGGUGGUUGUAAUUUAUUCGGGGGAGGAGUAGAGAGAGUAGGAAAAGCGUGUGGAGUAUGUGGAAUUAUUCGAGAAGGAAAUUCCACCAAACAUUCUAAACAUAAUGGACAAAUGUGGUUCGCAAGACAACCAUCAAUUUCUAUGGGUUAUACAAGUGGUGAAUACAGAGCGAUAUUUUGUGUGGAUGUGGUAACAGGUGAUAAUAGUGAUUACGCAACUAUUAAUUCUAAUGCUGUGAGUAUUCAAUAA
Diversispora eburnea is the source of this 849-nucleotide messenger RNA. Lineage: Eukaryota; Fungi; Glomeromycota; Glomeromycetes; Diversisporales; Diversisporaceae. The record is from the annotation of a GenBank genome assembly.